This is a messenger RNA of Gastrolobium bilobum, 2764 nucleotides long. Its product is annotated as putative cysteine-rich receptor-like protein kinase 12. Bases 184 to 2481 code for a protein of 765 amino acids. The record is from RefSeq and is a predicted model, not a curated record. NCBI's taxonomy places the organism in Eukaryota, Viridiplantae, Streptophyta, Magnoliopsida, Fabales, Fabaceae. Gene Ontology annotation, molecular function: chitin binding; ATP binding; protein kinase activity. The transcript has 7 exons. Gene Ontology annotation, biological process: protein phosphorylation; carbohydrate metabolic process.
CUUCUUCUUCGUCUUCUAAAACUUCCAAAAAAGAAAGAAAGAUUAGUCUUCUUAAACCAUUGAAAGAGAUUUGGUGUUAGUCCUUAACUACAUUUUGAGUCCACCAGUUAUGAGUGUGUGUAUGCAAUAAGAUAAGAAUAUCUCUGAGGAAAGGUAUCUGAAGCUCUGAAAAAACUUGGUGUAAUGUUUUCCAGAAUUGCACUUGUCCUAUCCUUUCAAGUUUUCCUUUGCACUCUGAAGUUCCAACCCUCAGAAGCUCAAUCAUGGUUCAAAAUUGGUUACUGGUACUAUAGCAGUGACGGAAUUCCCAUAUCAGAGAUAAACUCUGCCCUCUAUACUCACCUGAUAUGCACUUUUGCUGAGGUGAACACUUCCACCUUUGAGCUCUCUGUCUCCUCAACAAAUGAGCAACACUUUUCUACUUUCACAAGCACUCUCAAACUCAAGAACCCAUCCAUCACUACACUUCUCUCCAUUGGGGGUUACCAAAACCGGACUUCCAUCCAAUCCAUGAUUACCAAUGUUUCUUCAAGGAAACCCUUCAUUCAAUCUUCAAUAAGAAUGGCUAGGCUUUAUGGAUUUCAGGGCCUGGACUUGUACUGGACUUCCAUUGAGACAAGUUCUGAUGCUGACAAUUUGGGACAACUUUUCCAAGAAUGGAGAGCUGCUGCAAAAUCUGAAGCAGAAACAAACUCCACACUUCAAGAAUUGAUCUUGACUGCAGUUGUUCGAGCUUCACCUGAUUUGUACCCACUUGAGUCAAUCAAAAGUAACUUGAAUUGGAUACAUGUUAAUGCAUAUGAUUAUCACACACCCUGGAAACAAAACUUCACUGGUGCACCUUCAGCUUUAUAUGACCCUGCAAGUGAUAUCAACACUGACUAUUAUAUCACGGCAUGGAUUAGGAAGGGUUUAUCACCUAGCAAGUUGCUUUUGGGUUUGCCUUUCUAUGGAUAUGGUUGGGAACUUCAAAACCCCAAUAACAACUCAAUAGGAGCACCAGCAACAGGUCCAGCAUUUGAUGAUCAUGAUGGAUCUAAAAGCUAUAAGGACAUAAAAAAUGAUAUUCAGAAAAAUGGGGCUGCAGUAAUGUAUAAUGACACUUACGUAACAAACUACUGUUCAUUUGGAUCAACUUGGAUAGGCUUUGACGACGUUGAGGUUGUCCGAAAGAAGGUAUCAUAUGCCAGGGAAAAGAAGCUACUUGGUUACCAUGUAUGGCAAGUUUCCCAUGAUGACGACAAAUGGACACUUACAACCGCAGCAGCUGAAGAGGUUGGCGAAGACAAAAAGGACGGGUGGAAAUUAUUAGCGAUCAUUUUGAGUAUAACUGCUAUAGUUAUUCUCAUUUUAGGUGUCAUUAUCUUCUAUCUAAGGAAGAGAAUAUUCAAACCAACCGGGACGGUUAAUGCUGCUAAACAAUCUCCGCUUACAUUGAAUAAAGAAGCUGCAGGACCUUUUCAUGGGGAUGCUCCUGAUUUACAUGUCUAUAGAUUUUCUGACAUUGAAGCGGCUACAGAUAAAUUUUCAUAUGAAAAUAAGCUCGGACAUGGUGGUUAUGGUCCUGUUUACAAGGGCAUCCUACCUGAUGGUCAAGAAAUAGCCGUAAAAAAAUUAUCAAAAGCUUCUACACAAGGUUUUGAGGAAUUCAAAAAUGAGGUAACAGUUACUGCAAGGUUACAACAUGUGAAUCUUGUACGGUUGUUGGGUUUCUGCAUUGAAAGAGAAGAGCAGAUGCUGGUGUACGAAUACAUGGAAAAUAAAAGCCUGGACUUCUACCUCUUUGACCCUAUUAGACGGCAUAUGUUAGAUUGGAAUAAGCGUGUUGGCAUCAUUGAAGGAGUUACGCAGGGUCUUCUUUAUCUUCAAGAAUAUUCAAGAUUCACCAUAAUUCAUCGAGACAUAAAAGCUAGCAAUAUUCUAUUAGACUCUGAGAUGAAGCCAAAAAUUUCAGACUUUGGGAUGGCAAGAAUAUUCACUAAAGAUGAACAAGAAGCAAACACUAGCAACAUUGUGGGAACAUAUGGUUAUGUUCCUCCUGAAUACAUUAAGGAAGGUGUGUAUUCCACUAAAUCUGAUGUAUACAGUUUUGGAAUCCUCCUUCUACAAAUUAUAAGUGGCAAGAAGAUAGCUGGCUUUUAUGGAGAGAACGAAGAUUUAAAGCUCUUGGAAUAUGCUUAUGAGUUAUGGAAAGAAGGAAAGGGUAUGGAGUUCGUGGAUCUUGCACUUGAUGAUACAUCUUCACCGUGCAAACUAAUGAGAUGCAUGCAAAUUGCUUUAUUAUGCGUCCAAGAACAUGCAAAUGAUAGGCCUUCCAUGCUUGAAGUUUAUUCAAUGUUGAGAAAUCAUAAUAACUCUCUAGCCAUCUCCAAAAAGCUUGCAUUUUCAAAAGUGAGAGAUGAGGAAGAAGUAAAUGAGUUUCAACCCCUACAAAGUAUUUCAGUCAAUGAAGCAACCAUCACUCAAAUGGUGGGCAGAUAGUACUAUUAGACUCAGAUGCUAAGUUUGCUUCUAUGCAACAAAGAAACGUAAAAGCAUGUGAUAUUACAGUAAUAAGGCCUUGUGGUGACUACAUUUGAAAUCCCAAAAAAAAUCUCAAACAGCCGCUUUCUCCAAUGUUAUUCUGGUGUACACUCUAUUCUGUCAAUUGUUAGUUGAUGAUUAAAGUCUAUAUAGUGGAUAGGACCAGUUAUAUAUUCUCCUCUUUUAGUGGUAUGUAUUUAAGUUGCUGUUGUGAUAAAUAAAUUAUCAGAUUAAAAAAUUU